GACCCCGAGGAGGAGGAACCACGGAGCAACCGGAGUGCUUACAUGCAUUCCUCCCCGAAGAUGGAUCAAUGGCUUCCGAGGAGGGAGGGGAUAACGAUCAUGUUCCGGCUAUUUCGCUUCAUGCACUUGAAGGAAUCCAAGGGCCUCGGACAUUUCGCCUCUACGCCACAAUUCAAGGGCAGCAAUUCACCGCACUGGUGGACACGGGGAGUUCACACAACUACAUCCAACCUCGGAUUGUCAAGCACCUACGACUAGAGUUGGAUGCCGAGGAUAGUUUCCAAGUUGCGGUCAGAAACGGUGCACGCUACAUAGUGAGGGAACGGUACGCCAGUAAGGUGCUACUAGCCCGCUACCAGAAGGCAUCCACGUAUAGUCAGGAAAGGUAUGCCAUAACCGCUGCCAUGGGGAAAUGGCUUUUGUACCUAUUGGGACAUCCAUUUGUAAUCAUCACCGACCACCAGAGCCUUCGGCAACUCACAUCCCAGCUCAUCCAGACGCCGGAGCAGCAGCGUUGGCUAACCAAACUUCUGGGGUUUGAAUUCACUAUUGAGUACCGGGCAGGGGUGACCAACAAUGUCCCUGACGCCUUAUCUCGAUGGUCGGUGGAGCCCAGUCCAACGUUGACAGCAAUAUCGACCACAUCUACCAAUGUUGUCACAGAUAACUGGGAAGGACUCAAGGACGACCUAGUCGCAAGGCGAUGGCAGCCCCCGAUGUCGGAAGACAGCCGUUACCAGUGGCGGAAUGGGCUAUUAUUUUUUGAGGGACGGUUGUAUGUACCAGCAGGGGGUUCCAUUCGUACUACGCUACUGACUAUCUUUCAUGAUUCUUUAUUGGGAGGCCACUCUGGGGAGCACAAAACCUUCUUAUGACUCGCGGCCGAAUUCUACUGGCUGGGAAUGCGUG
This is a messenger RNA of Cuscuta campestris, 909 nucleotides long. The record is from the annotation of a GenBank genome assembly. NCBI's taxonomy places the organism in Eukaryota, Viridiplantae, Streptophyta, Magnoliopsida, Solanales, Convolvulaceae.